Molecule: messenger RNA, 5497 nt
Organism: Gymnodraco acuticeps
Lineage: Eukaryota; Metazoa; Chordata; Actinopteri; Perciformes; Bathydraconidae
Exons: 5
Coding region: 3682-4740 (352 amino acids)
Source: RefSeq, a predicted model, not a curated record
CAUGAUAUGAGUGAUAACACGUGUUAUAAGGGCUAUUUUUGCACAAUAGGUGUGCCUUGAGAUUUGUACUUGUCCUUUGGUGUGCCUUGGGCACAAAAAGUUUGGGAACCACUGCCUGUCACAUUGUAUUUCAAUUCAUCUUCAUUCAUCUUCUCCCCUUUGUAACAGUGUGGAAAACCAUGCAGUCCCAGGUAAGCCAGUUUAUGAUUUUUUUCCCUCAGAAAAACAGCCAACGGCUCACAAUCUCUCUAACUUUGUAUAAUGUCAGUUAAGAAAUUAACUAAAGGUAGUAACAUAAAGGUAUGAUUUGCAUUAUUGGGUGGUUUGUGUAAUUUGUUUGUCCAAGCUACCACAUUUAGUAUUAUUCAAACAUAAUUGGUGUCUUUGCUUAUACAACAUUCAGAAAUAUAUUAAAGUAAAUAAUAAUAAACUACAAACAUUUUUGGUUGUUAUUGAUCUGAUAAUACAUAAUGCUUUAUAAGGUUAUUAGAUAAAGUGUCUUAUUCAAAAGCUGUGGAUGUAAUCUCUCUUUAAAGGUUAACACCUACGAUGCAAUUUUAGCCGUGCUAAACUGGUUCAUCUUCACUCUCCAGCUAGGUACUACCCCUGCUGCUGUGUCUGCCGAAGCAGCUGUGCAGAAUAUUCUCUCCAUAAUUAAUGAAUCUCUGGCCACGUCCACCAGCUCAGAACAAGGUCAGGGACAGAGUUUGGGGCGACGCCCAGGGAUACAGCAAGAGAUGGCCAGGUCUAACACUUGAAAUCAUGACGAACAAACACUACAUAUUUAUCACAAAUGACUCCAGAGUACAAUAUUGUAGUAGUUCUCCAAAGAAAUCCCAUAUUCUGUUUUUUUAAUAAAACUUCUCAUUACUGGUUUAUACUGUAAAGUUUUGUUUAUUUACUAAAAGUAUUUUAUUGCAGGUCUUUCCCUGGAUUUUGUAGGCGUGGGAACAGAGGCAAAGCUGGCUUUAAUAGGCCAGCAAAGGUUGCAAAACAGUGGACCACCUUUAGUUUCACGAUCUUCCUUGUGCAUAAACAUGUGGAAAGAACACCCACUCCUGUUGAGGACCUCCAACAUAUGCAGGCUGGACUGGGAAAGAGAAUGCUGUCCAUGCCUUCAGACAUGAACCAUGCAGAGGUCUGCAGCUUGUUUGAAAGGGCUUACCCAAAGCUCAUCCCUAUAACAGGAGGAUGGCUUCUUUACAAGGCUUCCGGUGGAAAUGGAAGACGCAACCUAUCAGUUGUACUCCCAGAUUCAGAAGGGUACACUGGUAGUACCAUCAGAUGUGCCUCUGGAAGGGGGAAAACAAUGAUUUACAUUCUCCCUCUCCAGGAAGAAUUUGAUCUGACACCUCUUCCCCACGAUGCUGAAGAGUUUAUGCAAAUGAAAAAGGCAGAAUGCAAAACGUGCCACAAGGUCAUGCCCUUGCAGCUCUUGGCACUCCAUGUGCAAGAUUGUGAGGCUCUGUCGAGUUCGGAUCCAGAGGUAAAAAUAAGUUUGCUUGUUCGUAACUGCAUUCUGGAAACAUGGAUGACGAGCAACUAAUUUAAAAUGUAUCUUCCCUGUCUAUGUUUAGAUAACUGAGGUACUCUCUUACAAGGAGAAAGUAAGUUGUUUCCACAUCUGGGGUAAAAAUAAAAACAAACUCCAGACUGUAUUUAAUCUUUAUUGGAUUUGUAUGUCUUUUUUUAUUUUAGCCAAGAGAGGAAAAGUGCUCAAUUUGCAUGCAGUUAUUUCCAGCCAUGGAACUGGAACUUCAUGCGAGUUUCUGUGGGGAUUGGAAGAGUAUCUGUUACAAAAAGGUUAGAUGAAAAAACUAGGAAUUAAAUAAGAUGGCUAGAGUCACCAAAAAUGUAUCCUUAUAGGUGCUUUUAUUGACAGCCAACAUACUGAAAAAACACAAAGUAACAAGGAUUUUGCAGGAAGAAAACAAAAACUUCAUAUAUACAUACAGGUCGAGGACAUAUAACUGGUACCUCUCUGCUCUACAGCCACAGUCAGCCCCUCCAAAACACUUGUGGCCAGGGUUUUAUACAUGGUAAGCCCCUCCCCAUAGGUCAAUUCACUAUUUAUACCCCUAACCAAUGUCAUUCUAAUCUACAAACACAUUCACAAUGCAAGACAAAUUACCCAAACACAACAAAUCAAAAUAGGUCAACAUAUUAUAUCUUUCUGACCACAGAAGCCCCAAACAAUACCAUUUUUACACUCGCAAGAAAAGUGCCACCCGUGCCCAUGCACUACAUGGUAUGCUCCAAUUGAGCACAGGUGUUCCCACUGAUUGAGCCUCUACUUAAGGCUGCUUCUUUCCGUUGCUCUGUUUGGCCUUCACAACCUUGAAGGAGAGGGUAAGCAGGUUACUUGUAAAAAUACUUCCAAUAAAUCUGUUUUGAACAAACAAUGACUUGGGUUUUAUUUUAUCAAUGUCCAGGUAAGUUAUUAAUGUGUUUCCCUCAGUGUGCCUUUUACCAUGCCCCUAUGUCAACUGUGAUGAAGGCUUCUUCACAGUAUCUCAGAAAGCUAUCAUCAGUUUUUGGCCAUUUAGGUGUCAAUGAGCGAGGACAAAUCCAGGAAGAAUAAGCAGCUGUGUACAACGCAUCAUGCAUCACACAUACAAAUAAAUACAAUUACUCCAGCCUUGUUAACUUUUUUAACUAAUCAUUUUUUGCUGCUGUUAUCUCAGUAACUCAAAGUAGUAAGGUUGUCCUGCAUAUCCUCAUUCAAAUGUAAUUUAUGUCGAUUUGAAUGAUAUAUAUAUUGCACUGUCUUGGCUACUUUUCUGUUUUGUGUUAAUGGUCAUGUUUUUAUUUCCCUUCAGUCCUGUGCCCUGUCUGGAUGGCAGCCCUGUCCAGUCAAAUGAGCCGGAUAAGGAGAACAUGUCCUGUGAUGGUCUCUGUUAUGUAUUAACAGUGAGGAGGAUGUCCUAAAAUGGCUGGCAGCGCAGGUUGACACAAGCAAAUAAUUCGGCAUCUGCGUUUCCAGAACGAACAUCGUGGAACGUGGAAUGAUGCUGUGGCAGCGUCAAAAGCACAGCUCCCCACUCAACCCCUUGAAGGUGACAUUCUUGGGAGAGGCUGGGGUUGACACUGGUGCUUUGCGGAAAGAAUUCCUGACAGGUUGUGAAGGCCAAACAGAGCAACAGAAAGAAGCAGCCUUAAGUAGAGGCUCAAUCAGUGGGAACACCUGUGCUCAAUUGGAGCAUACCAUGUAGUGCAUGGGCGCGGGUGGCACUUUUCUUGCGAGUAUACAAAUGUUAUUGUUUGGGCCUUCUGUGGUCAGAAAGAGAUAAUAUGUUGACCUAUUUUGAUUUGGUGUGUUUGGGUAAUUUGUCUUGCAUUGUGAAUGUGUUUGUAGAUUAUAAUGACAUUGGUUAGGGGUAUACAUAGUGGAUUAUCCUAUUGGGAGGGGCUUAACAUGUAUAAAACCCUGGCCACAAGUGUUUUGGGGGGAGUCUGACUGUGGCUGUAGAGCAGAGAGGUACCAGUUAUAUGUCCUCGACCUGUAAAGUAUAUAUGAGGUUUUUGUUUUCUUCCUGUAAAAUCCUGGUUACUUUGUGGUUUUUCAGCAUGUUCGCUGUCAAUAAAAGCACCUAAGGAUACAUUUUUCGUGACUCUAGCCAUCUUAUUUAAUUCCUAGUUUUUCCAUCGAACCUUUUUGUAACAUAUUGUGUCAGAAGUUGCAUGGCCAGUCGCAAAAAUGGAUGUGUUGUUAAAAAACGAACUGGACUACGCUCUGAGCGAAAACUUUUUUUGAAGAAGGAUGAGGAAUGGGACACAGCUGUGACGUCAGAGGAAGAAGGACUAUCAAUUGGUUUUGAAACCCAAGGGGCAAAACCGAAAAUCCAGCAGCGGCAACCUGGGCCAUCUCCAGGAGCGGGUCUCUCAACCGGUGACAUUGUAAAUAUUGUCAGGGACUUCAUAGCGGCUCAGCAGAGGAGAGAUGAUAUCCUACAGGAGGAGUUCAGGGGCCUGCGGGUCUCAGUUGAGGACUCCCAGCAGCCUGUACAUCGCUACUGGGGGGGUCCACACGUUGACGUUGGGCCUUCAUUGAUGUCUUCUCCUGACAGAUUUGGUAAUCCUUCUGGGGGUGUAGCGGCAGUUCAUCGUAAGGAGCCAAAGAUGCCAGUGUAUCAAAAUGGUGAAGACAUUGAAAAUUACCUUCUAUGCUUCGAACGCAUGGCAAAGACAUGGCAGUGGCCAAGGGAGGAAUGGGCCUGUCGACUUGUCCCUUUGCUAACUGGCAAAGCCCUGGAGGCCUACACAGCGAUGGAUGAAGACAUGUCCAACUACUACCCAGAUCUGAGGGAGGCGCUGUUGGUCAAAUUUGACAUCUCUCCAGAGACCUAUCGUCAGCGGUUCCGGGCCACCUCAUCGCCACCGGGGGAGACACCGACAGAAUCAUACCACCGGUUGAAAGGGCUCUAUCGUCGCUGGAUGCGACCGGAGCAGAAGAGUAAAGAACAGAUGGGGGAGACUAUCAUCCUGGAGCAGCUGCUGCAGGUGCUUCCUCCAGAUACUCGUACGUGGGUAAAAGAACAUGAACCGGAGGAUGGUCUUAUAGCAUCCAAGUUGGCCAUGCAGUUCCAACGCGGGAUGAAACCAGGGACUGGAACCACCAAAGGGACAACUUUCCAAAGACUGGUCAAGGUAACAGGGGACCCUCUGCUCAGUCAGGGACUAAACCUUUUGUAUGUUAUCAUUGUCAGCAGCAGGGACACAAAGCGUCAGAUUGCCCCCUGAAGAAGCCAAAACUGACAGGACUGUGUUAUGUGCCCAGAAAGGGUGAGGAGAUUGGCUGUCAAGACAGGGAAGGAGGAUGUAAAGUGAUCCCGGUAAAAGUUAAUGGUAAAAUGAUAACUGCUCUCCUUGACUCUGAAAGCUCCAUGUCAUUCAUUAGGAAAAGUUGUGUGCCUUGUGCUAUUGACUACAACCAGCAGACAGAUGUGUUAUGUGUACAUGGUGAUUGCAAGCCAGAACCACAGGUAGAGCUUACAGUUGAUGUAGAAGGCCAAAGGUAUCUGUUAAACAUGGGGGUAAUUGAAAGUGUACCUGUUGAGAUGCUGUUGGGGAGGGAUUUGCCUAUUCUAUAUGAUCUCCUUAGCAGUACUAAACAUGUCUAUGAACCCUUGUCAGGACAGAAAAUGCAUGUUUCGUAGUGACACGGUCACAGGCAAAAGCCCAAGCAAAUCCUGGUGUCCAGCCUCUGCCAGACUUAUGUGGUAGUCUGUGCAGUGCUGGAACAAAAGCACCAAGGAAAACACGUCGGCAACGGCGGUUAGAGAAACACGCUUGGUCACCUGUACCUGGGGAAAUGCCUGGCAAUGCUUUGUCAAAUGUAAAGUGGGAAAUACCAGAGAAUAUGACCAUAUUGCAACAGUCUGAUCCCUUGUUAAAGUCUGUGCUAACCAAGGUGUUAAAUUCAGCCAAUCAAACCGCUCUAGUAGGUGGUGCAGCAUACUUUCUCCACAAUGACCUGCUUUAUGAGGGGGAAGAGCAA